UCAUUGAUAAGUUUGACUACGUCUUCGCAGAGAACGGCACAGUGCAAUACAAGAAUGGGCAGCUGGUCUCCAAACAGGCCAUUCAGGACCACUUGGGCGAAGAGCUGCUGCAGGAUCUAAUCAACUUCUGUCUCAACUACAUGGCGCUGCUGAAACUGCCCAAGAAACGAGGGACCUUCAUUGAGUUUCGCAACGGGAUGCUGAACAUCUCCCCCAUCGGACGGAGCUGCACGCCAGAGGAGCGAAUCGAGUUCUCUGAGCUGGACAAGAAAGAGCGGAUCCGAGAGAAGUUUGUAGCAGCCCUGCAGAGGGAGUUUGCUGGAAAAGGCCUGCGUUUCUCUCGAGGUGGCAUGAUCAGCUUUGAUGUCUUCCCGGAGGGCUGGGACAAGCGCUACUGCCUCAACGUGCUCGACGAUGAGAGAUUUGACACCAUCCACUUCUUUGGGAACGAGACAACCCCUGGAGGGAACGAUUAUGAAAUCUAUGAUGAUCCCCGCACGGUGGGACACAGCGUCCAGUCCCCCCAGGACACAGUCCAGCGAUGCCGUGAAAUCUUCUUUCCAGAGAGAGCAAACGAGUGCUGACUGACAGGUCCCCACAGCCCUGCCCUGGCCCCACCCUCUCCCCCUGCCGGGAAAAGCACCUUUAUUUGAGGAAUCUGCUCAGGGUAGACCCAAAAAAAAACCCACUUUCCAGAUCUGGUGGGGAUGU
Antrostomus carolinensis (chuck-will's-widow) is the source of this 711-nucleotide messenger RNA. It is a transcript of the gene PMM1, whose product is annotated as phosphomannomutase 1. Gene Ontology annotation, cellular component: cytosol. Gene Ontology annotation, biological process: mannose metabolic process; protein N-linked glycosylation; GDP-mannose biosynthetic process. The transcript is spliced from 6 exons. The annotation marks the transcript as partial. NCBI's taxonomy places the organism in Eukaryota, Metazoa, Chordata, Aves, Caprimulgiformes, Caprimulgidae. The record is from RefSeq and is a predicted model, not a curated record. Gene Ontology annotation, molecular function: phosphomannomutase activity.